UCUUCUCAGAAGCCCGAGUUCCACUAGGGUUUUAUUUGCCCCUUCUAAGAUUCAAGUCCAGAGUAGCCUCGUGCGUGAAAGCUACAUGCUUGUUCUGAGAUGAAGCCAGAGCUUGCGGGUACUUAAGACCUGAGUAAUCGCUUGUUUUUGCCGAACUGGGAGGAGGAAGAAGACGAAGAGGAUAUGAAGUUGGUGGUCGGGAGCCCGGGCACAGUAGGUGGAUUGCUUCUCAGGACGGGGCAGUGCCUAUUUUCUAGUGCUGCGAUCGCUGUAAUGGUAUCAGCGUCAGGCUUUUCCAACUACACAGCCUUCUGCUACUUGAUUGCUUCCAUGGGACUACAAGCGCUGUGGAGCCUCGGACUUGGCUGCCUAGAUUGUUAUGCUUUAAGGAUGAAAAGAGAUCUUAACAACCCUGUUUUAGUCAGCUUGUUUGUGGUUGGGGACUGGGUAACUGCAACUUUAUCACUUGCAGCAGCAUGUUCUUCUGUAGGCGUGACAGUACUUUUUGUAAAUGAUUUAGAGUUUUGCCGCUUGUAUCCGCAGCUUCCAUGCUACAAAUAUGAGAUUUCCAUAAUAUUUGCGUUCAUCACUUGGCUAUUAAUUGCCAUGUCUUCCCUCGUCAUGUUCUGCCUGCUAGCCUCAGUUUGACUGCACCUUGUAACUGUACCAUUUGUUUAUUUGUUUUUUGCAAUGAUCAAAGCUACAUUUAUCAUUGAUUAAAUUUCAAUGUUUGAGUGCGCUUUUCACUUUAUCAUUUAUGUACUUUAUUCAUGUAUCGAUCAAAACUGCAAGUAUCA
This is a messenger RNA of Dendrobium catenatum, 797 nucleotides long. RefSeq names its product CASP-like protein 5B3. The record is from RefSeq and is a predicted model, not a curated record. The transcript has 3 exons. The coding region runs from base 184 to 648 and encodes 154 amino acids. Gene Ontology annotation, cellular component: membrane. Lineage: Eukaryota; Viridiplantae; Streptophyta; Magnoliopsida; Asparagales; Orchidaceae.